AUGUCUAUGCCUUUGAUUAAGCUGACUUCUGGCUCUGUCCGCACAAUGCUUCUCUCUGAGCGUCACUCUGUUCCACUUCAUCGUCACUUUCAUGUCAAUGCCCGAAAUUUUCACGUUCCUAUUAUCGCGUUGUUCAAGGAGGAACUGCAACACAUGCUUGGGAACUUUUAUAACACAAUUACACGUCAGUCUUUCUCUCAAUCUUUCGAUGAUCGUUAUAUUCUCUUCUGUCUUCUUUUCUCUUCGUUUUCUUUUCUCCGUCUUUUUAUUUCUAUUUCCUUUCUUUCUUAUUUCAUAAAAAAAAAUACUCCCUUUGCCUUCAUUUGUUUUCUUCACAGACCCUUACUCUCGAUUCUUUCCGUGAUAUAUCCUCUGAUAUUUUUAAUCGAACCAUUUCUUCUUAGUCCCCAAUCUCUUCAAAUUUUAUUCGUGUCUUUCUUUCUAGCUUUUCAUCUUACUUCAAAUAACAUAUUCUUCUUCUUCUUCUUCUUCUUCUUCUUCUUCUUGCUCCUCCUCCUUCUUCUCAUCCUCCUUCUUCUUGUUCUUCUUCUUCUCAUCCUGCUCCUAUUCCUUUUUCUCCUCUUCCUUCUUCUCCACCUUCUUCUUCUUGUUCCUCCUCCUCCUCCUCCUCCUUCUUCUUCUUCUUCUUCUUCUUCUGCUGCUGCUGCUCCUACUCCUUUUUCUCCUCUUCCUUCUUCUUCACCUUCUUCUUCUCAUCCUCCUCCUACUCUUGUUCUUGUUCUCCACAUCCUUCUUCCUCCUCUUCUUCUUCUUUUACUUCUUCUUCUUCUAUUUUUCUUAUUGCCUCAAAGAAACCCACAAAAACGUCACUGGCGACUUUCUUUAACUAUGCUCCAUAUUGGGCGUUUAUUUGAAAAACCCCGAACCAUGGUUGGGGUUUUUGAAGUCAGGUUGGCUUGCGUGUCACCGUCCCAGCACGGGAGAUCAUGGCAGACCUCGGGGAGAUUUAGCUCACAGUUGUUGCUUCUUAUCUGUCACUUUUUAUCUUUUUUUUUUAUCGCUUUCCUCUUUUAUGUGCAAUUUCUCACAGAAAUUGGCUUCAACUGUAAUCGAAAAAUGACUCUACUUUCUACACACAUAAUACUCAAAACUUUCAUUCUUCUCAUUUUAUUGCUAAUUUUUCAUCAAUCUUUUCAUACGCGCUAUAAUUCUACGUUCUUGCUCAACUCCCUUGCUAUUCCCUCGUCCUCUUCUUCUUCUUCUUCUUCUUCUUCUUCUUCUUAUUUUUCUUCUUAUUAUUUGUAUUACUCCUUUUUCUUCUCCCUCUCUUUCUUCUUCCUCCCCGUAUGUCUUCUUAUUCGGCAUCCCUUCUGUUUCUUUUUUCUCCUUGUGCUUGUCAUUCUUUUUUUUCUUCUUGUUCUUCCUCCGUCUGUUCCUCGUUCUUCGUUUUCCCCUACUUCUUCUUUUCCCUGUUUUUGUUCUUCCUCCUCGUCUUUUAUACUCCCGCCUUCUCCAUUCACUCUUCCUUCUUCUUCUUUCUACACCUCCUACUUCUUUUUCUUUAAUCCUUCUUCUUCUCUUUUCUUCUCAUCCUUUUAUUUCUUUCUCACCUUCUUCUUCUUCUUCUUCUUCUUCUUCUUCUUCUUCUUCUUCUUCUUCUCUUCCUCCUCCUCCUACUUUUUAUCUAUCUAUCUAUCUAUCUAUCUAUCUAUCUAUCUAUCUAUCUAUCUCAAUUAUUUCGUAUCUAUCUAUCUGGCCACUCAGCUCACCUGUCGUUUAUACUGCAACUUUGACAAAUCGACCAUGGUGCGAUUCAUUUUAUCUAUCUAUCUAUCUAUCUAUCUAUCUAUCUAUCUAUCUAUCUAUCUAUCUAUCUAA
Acanthosepion pharaonis is the source of this 1839-nucleotide messenger RNA. Lineage: Eukaryota; Metazoa; Mollusca; Cephalopoda; Sepiida; Sepiidae. The record is from the annotation of a GenBank genome assembly.